Molecule: messenger RNA, 1461 nt
Organism: Ctenopharyngodon idella (grass carp)
Lineage: Eukaryota; Metazoa; Chordata; Actinopteri; Cypriniformes; Xenocyprididae
Gene: cirbpa
Product: cold inducible RNA binding protein a
Exons: 7
Coding region: 138-719 (193 amino acids)
Biological process (GO): positive regulation of mRNA splicing, via spliceosome
Cellular component (GO): spliceosomal complex
Molecular function (GO): RNA binding
Source: RefSeq, a predicted model, not a curated record
GUUUAGGUCCCGCCCCUCGAGCGCAGUGCUUUAUAAGAGCUGCGCGGUUGUUCUCUGCGUCUCUGGAGUGCUGAUCGUGUGAGAGACGCAUACACGGUAUUUCAUCUGCUACUACUACUGCGACAUUACAGUUCAGAAUGUCUGACGAAGGGAAGCUGUUUAUCGGCGGUUUGAGUUUCGAUACCACCGAACAAUCGCUAGAAGACGCCUUCUCCAAAUAUGGCGUCAUCACCAACGUUCAUGUGGCCCGAAACAGAGAAACCAACAAAUCCAGAGGAUUCGGUUUUGUGACUUUUGAGAAUCCAGACGAUGCAAAGGACGCGCUGGAAGGAAUGAAUGGAAAGUCUGUGGAUGGCCGGACGAUCCGUGUGGAUGAGGCCGGGAAGGGCGGUGGCGGCGGUGGCCGUUCUGGUGGUGGAUCCUACAGAGGUGGAGGAGGGGGAAGAGGAGGUGGGGGUUUCUUCAGAGGAGGCCGAGGAAGAGGAGGUUCGAGAGGCGGUGGCAGCUAUGGAGGAGGAGACCGCGGUUACGGCAGCAGCGACCGUAGUUACGGAGGAGACCGGAGCUACAGCGGCGGAUACAAAAGCGGAGGUGGAGGAGGCGGUUACUCCUCCGGAGGGGGCGGCGGUGGCGGCUACAACAGAGACAGGAGUUCUAGUUAUGGCGAUCGAGGCGGCUCUUACAGAGAUAGCUAUGAUAGCUAUGCUGUAACCGAGUAAAACCCAAGACCCGACACGACACUGGCCGAGCGUUUCUAAAGACUCAUGGAUCUAUUCUUGGAUUUGUUUUGUAGCUGUUCUCCCUGUUUCUGUUCUGUUCUUGUACUUUGAGAGAAAGGCCGUUUCUGAACGAAUGUGUUCAUGUUACACGAGAAGAGCGCCAACGACGGGCUCCUCUUCUGCCUCGUUUCACACCUUUAAACGUUGCAUUUGUCCAUGCUGACCAACCUUCACUGUCACUGUGUAGCCAUGUGGGUCCCUGUGCUUCUAUGGGGAGUAUAGAGUGUGUUUUUGGUCCAAGAGCCUUCUCUGUUACUAUACUAUUACUGUUCCAGUUCAGCCGCUGUCAUUUAAGAGAACGGCUCCUUUUGUUAGCUCUAAGGCAAUGAUUUGUCCAUGUCCAGUAUCCAAAAAGUGAAUUCCUUUCAGACUGGUGACCGCUGCGCAGCUGGAGCGUCCGGUUCUCGAGGCUUGCGCUGCCUGAGGUCUCUGUCUCUGCUCUACGCCUGCUUUUUAAUCAUGGACUCUUGACCUAAUAUAUAAAUAUAUAUCAAAUAUUUACUUGAAAAGAGAACCAGAAAUUGUUAACAGUACACUCCAGAACUGGGAAAAAAAUCCUUGUGCUCUUGUUUUCUUUGUAUCAGAAUUUGACUCACUAUUUUGUUUUAAUUCUUUUAUUUUAUUUUUUUUGCUCUUCAAUUGUGGCUUCAUGGAGCCUAUUAAACGAAACAAUUUGUUCAAA